AUGUGUGUGUCAAGGUGUCUGCGAUGUGUGGGCGUGUCUCUAGUUCCCAUGGCGAUUGUCUGCAUACUGUGCAACAUCCUGCUCCUGGUUCCUGAGCUGAAGAUCCAGUUCCUGUUGGACGGUCAUGUGACUAGAGAGGCGACCUGGGCCACAGGACUGUGGGGCUCUGGCUUCCUGGUUCUACUUGGAGCUCGAGCGUUUGUCCGGAGCAGCAGAACCCGAGGCUGCUGUGCGUUCAGGAGUCAGAUGUUGUGCCAGCUGCUUUACUCCUGCCUGUGCCUGCUCUCUGCUGCCUCCUGCUCCCUGGUCAGUGCCACUGGUCUGUCUCAGGGUCCCCUCUGCCUCUACAACGACUCCUCUGGUCCCACCUGGGGGGUCCCGCUGCAGCCCCUCCCAGGCCGACACUCGGGAUACCUGUUCAACAGGACUCUGUGGUCUGGGGUCUGCUUGGAGCCCAGCUCGGUGGUCCAGUGGAACUUGGUCCUGUUCAGUGUGAUGGGGACUGUGAGCGGCCUGCAGACGGUCCUCUGUGGGGCCAACAUCCUGAACUCCAUACUGGGCCUGAUUCUGGGCCAGGGCCUCUCCCACAGCAAGACCAGUCCAGGUUCAGCUUGACGUGGGUUCGAUCCUGGGAGCUCCAACUGUGAUACACAGAAUUAAAAUUAAAAGUCUUUCACUGAUGCACUUUAGACAAUCAAUAGCAUGAAGAUCAAUAACUUGAGAUACCUCGACCUUACGCAGGAUUGCAGUACAU
Neolamprologus brichardi is the source of this 754-nucleotide messenger RNA. Its product is annotated as transmembrane 4 L6 family member 5. Gene Ontology annotation, cellular component: membrane. Lineage: Eukaryota; Metazoa; Chordata; Actinopteri; Cichliformes; Cichlidae. The record is from RefSeq and is a predicted model, not a curated record.